AUCCAAAAAUACAAAUCCAUUUAUACCACUUUUCAAUGGCUGUAAUGCUGCCCUGAACUCCUCUCAGUCCUGACACCAUAUUUGCAUCCUUUUUACCCACUUACUUGCCCACACACAAAAGGCCUCCACUUCAUUUUGGUUUUGAGAACCACACGAAGCCCACCAUUCUCUUUUGCAGUUAAUACAGCUCAGACAGCAUCUGCGGUUCCAGAUCAGAAUAGACCAUCUCUCCGGGUAGGGAAUAUUCACCGAGGUCUUGAGGGUUGAACUCUACGUUAACAAACAAAUAAUCUUGUGGAUCAAUAGGAACAUAUCUGUUCAGUAAUGGCCACCGGAGGACUGGAUUAUGAAUCUUUGAAUGAAAAUGUGAAGAAGGUUCAAUAUGCUGUGCGUGGUGAGUUGUACCUUCGAGCAUCUGAACUGCAGAAGGAAGGGAAGAAGAUCAUUUUCACCAACGUUGGCAACCCCCAUGCCCUUGGCCAGAAGCCUCUAACUUUCCCUCGCCAGGUAGUUGCGCUUUGCCAGGCUCCAUUUUUACUGGAUGAUCCUAAUGUGGGACUAGUUUUCCCUGCUGAUGCAAUUGCAAGAGCUAAACAUUAUCUUUCAUUGACCAGUGGAGGCCUAGGUGCCUACAGUGACUCAAGAGGACUUCCUGGAAUUAGGAAAGAAGUUGCAGAUUUUAUAGAAAGGCGUGAUGGACACCCAAGUGAUCCUGAGCUCAUAUUCCUCACGGAUGGAGCCAGCAAAGGAGUCAUGCAGAUGUUAAACACUAUUAUCCGAGGUCCACAUGAUGGGAUUUUGGUUCCAGUUCCACAGUAUCCACUCUAUUCUGCUGCAAUAAGCCUAUUCGGUGGUUCUCUUGUUCCCUAUUAUUUGGAAGAGACGGAAAACUGGGGCCUCGAUAUAACCAACCUUCGAGAGUCAGUGGCAAGUGCUCGUUCUAAGGGAGUAACUGUACGAGCUAUGGUGAUUAUAAACCCUGGAAACCCAACCGGGCAGUGUAUCAGUGAGGCAAAUCUGAAAGAAAUCUUACACUUCUGUCAUAAAGAAAAAUUAGUCUUGCUUGGAGACGAAGUCUAUCAACAGAACAUAUACCAGGACGAGCGUCCCUUUAUAAGUGCAAGAAAGGUUCUAUUGGACAUGGGAGGUCGAAUUAGCAAGGAGUUGCAGCUCGUUUCAUUUCACACAGUGUCGAAGGGAUACUGGGGUGAAUGUGGACAGCGUGGUGGAUACUUUGAGAUGACUAACAUCCCACCACAGAGUGUGGAUGAAAUAUACAAGGUGGCAUCGAUAUCACUCAGUCCAAAUGUCCCUGGACAGAUAUUUAUGGGACUGAUGAUGAACCCACCCAAACCUGGAGAUAUUUCAUAUGAUCAGUUUAUAAGGGAAAGCAAAGGUAUACUCGAGUCACUAAGGAAGAGAGCACACAUAAUGACUGAUGGUUUCAACAGCUGCAAGAAUGUGGUUUGCAAUUUCACAGAAGGAGCUAUGUAUUCUUUCCCACAAAUUCGCUUGCCACCUAAAGCAAUAGAAGCUGCAAAAAAGGCUGGAAAAGUUCCAGAUGUUUUCUACUGUCUCAGGCUGUUGGAAGCCACUGGCAUCUCCACUGUCCCCGGUUCAGGAUUCGGUCAAAAAGAAGGGGUGUUUCAUCUUAGGACAACCAUCUUACCUGCUGAAGAAGACAUGCCAGCUAUCAUGGACAGUUACAAAAAGUUCAACGACGAGUUCAUGGCUCAGUAUGAAGACAACAGAGGUUAUUCAAGGAUGUAAAGGCGUCGUAAUCUUGGAUGGUCUUGUUGUGGUCGAGUUACUUGUGUAAUUUUAAUUUCCUUUACUACUACUACUCUUGCUUGAAACUAUUUCAUCAAUUAAAACAAUACCCUACAUUCUAAUUAAUAUAUCAAUUACCUUCUAUAAUUGAUCUCUUACUAUUUC
Molecule: messenger RNA, 1935 nt
Organism: Impatiens glandulifera
Lineage: Eukaryota; Viridiplantae; Streptophyta; Magnoliopsida; Ericales; Balsaminaceae
Product: glutamate--glyoxylate aminotransferase 2
Exons: 14
Coding region: 325-1770 (481 amino acids)
Biological process (GO): photorespiration; biosynthetic process
Molecular function (GO): L-alanine:glyoxylate transaminase activity; L-alanine:2-oxoglutarate transaminase activity; pyridoxal phosphate binding
Source: RefSeq, a predicted model, not a curated record